AUAGAGACGCGUUCAGUCGCGCGCGCCGCCUUCGCCACGAUCUAUACCCUCGAUCCACCUCGAUCCCCGUGCGAACAUAGAGAGACACACCGGGUCAGUGUAGUGAGUGUCUUCGACAAUAUCGUUGAUCAUGUCCUCGAACGAUCUACGGUCAGGCUUCAAGAAGCUGGUGGAGGGUGGCGGGGGCGUGAAGGCCACCCUGUUGACAGGGUUCUCCGAAGUACUCGGAACCGCUAUCCUGGUGCUCGUGGGCUGCAUGGGCUGCGUGGCCAGUCUAGGGGUGGUACCGUCGCAUCUGCAGAUCGCGUUGACCUUCGGCCUGGCAGUGAUGCUCGUGAUUCAGAGCGUCGGACACAUCAGCCAUGCUCACGUUAAUCCAGCCAUCACCGUGGGGUCGAUCGUGCUCGGGAAGAAGACAGUUUCCGAAGGCGUCGUCUACCUCGUCUCGCAACUUAUGGGAGCAGUCAUCGGAUACGGAAUGCUGAAGAUGGUGACGCCAGCAAACCGAUUGACCAGCAGCGGACCCGAACAAACAAACUUAUUCUGUGUGACCGAUUUGCACGCAGAACUGUCGGUGAUCCAGGGGCUUCUGUUGGAGGGUAUCGCGACAGGCAUACUGAUGCUGGUCGCGUGCGCCGUUUGGGACCCGAGGAACGAGAAGAACACAGACUCUGUGCCUGUCAGAUUCGGUUUGACGGUCUGCGCGUUAGCGUUGGCUUUCGGGCCGUACACCGGCUGCAGCAUGAAUCCGGCCAGGUCGUUCGCCCCGGCCCUCUGGAACAAUCAGUGGUCCCAUCACUGGGUAUAUUGGUUCGGGCCGAUCGGCGGCGCCCUGCUGUCGUCCUUCAUCUACAAAGUAACCUUCGGCGUCAAGAACGAGCAGGAGGAGGACAACGUGCCCGAAGCUGUUGCGCUCAACAUUGUCAACUCCCACAAGUAACCGAUCCCGGGUUCGCGGGGAUCAGAAGCGACCGAGGUGCAGCUCGAUCGACGUUUCCUUCGAGAAACCACAGGAGAUUAGACGAUUAACGGGUGAAACAGGCCAGGCGACCGCUUUCCGAACAUCCGUGGAUCAAAGUGGAUCGUCGCCGUAGCGUCUGGCCGCGUCGGGGAGGAGCUGGAGAGCUCCGGGCUCGUUUGCCGCAGCUCGGAACGAACUUGGCUCGCGCAACACCAAUCGCUUGGAUCUCUGGUCCACCUCGUAGAUCGCGGUCCACGCAAGACUGUCGCUCAUCGGAGUCGCCCUCGCCUCGAUCGUACUCUUGACGAGCACGUGGCCGAGCCACGAGCAUAAUCGCGCGCAGUGCUUCUCAAACUGGGCUACAAAGACUGCUUCAUGGUUCUACAUUUGCGAACUGGACUCGGCUAGCAACAAACUUCGCUUAACCAGCCCUCUGUAGCACAGUUUUUGAAGGAAAUCUCGCACCCCGGAUUUGCGGGAGGAUCACGAAGAACGCACCGAGCCUCCUCCGUUUAAUGUUCCUCUCCGAUCUCACUAGUCCGUGCCUCGCUUGAAUCCAGGGUAUACCGGUGGCGCAUCGGCUCUACGACACGAACAAACAGCCGGAUUCUUGUAAUGUAUAGAGAAUUGUUACGUUUUUACAUGUCGAAUCGCGACGAUACAUAAAACACAGUCAUAAAACCAAA
Megalopta genalis is the source of this 1647-nucleotide messenger RNA. Its product is annotated as aquaporin. Gene Ontology annotation, molecular function: channel activity. The record is from RefSeq and is a predicted model, not a curated record. Gene Ontology annotation, cellular component: plasma membrane. NCBI's taxonomy places the organism in Eukaryota, Metazoa, Arthropoda, Insecta, Hymenoptera, Halictidae. Gene Ontology annotation, biological process: transmembrane transport.